AUGAUCGGACAACGUCGUGCCGUCAGUCAGCACACUCAGGCGAACUAUGCUCACCGGACCGACCAGCAGAAGGCCAAGGACUUCCAGUUCAUCAAGGAUAUAUGCUCCUGGUUUGGCAUCGCUCUCUUAGCCAUGGCUAUUCACAUUAUGUUUUUAAUCGCUUUCGCUGUUACGGCACCACUCGAAGACGGUGAGCUCGAGGAUUGGAUCAGCCUUGCUCGCGGAUUCCGCGUUAUGGCUGUCCUAUUCGACGAAAUACCUUUCGUCUUCAAAAAGGCCCAGUGGAUUCCCAUCUGUCACCGAUACUGUCUGCCCAGCUAUGCGACCGAGUUCGGAUCGACGAUGCGAAUGGUUCAACACCUCAUCCUCAUCUGGGUUAUCGAACCACAGAUUAUUCAGCUCUGGCGCUUUCAUCAACUAGAAGAGCCUCUCCUUGGACAGAGUACUGGAGUCCUGCUGACGACCUUUGUCGUCGUCACGGCCGUCGUUGCGCUACGAAAACUAGUUGAGCGCUCUGGCCUUAUCGCCGACCUCAAGGUUAGCCUUGCCUGCAAACAACGAGAGUCAAUGGAAGCCAACGCAAGAGAUACGGCAGUGCGACACGACUAG
This is a messenger RNA of Colletotrichum spaethianum, 609 nucleotides long. RefSeq lists its product as uncharacterized. NCBI's taxonomy places the organism in Eukaryota, Fungi, Ascomycota, Sordariomycetes, Glomerellales, Glomerellaceae. The transcript has a single exon. The record is from RefSeq and is a predicted model, not a curated record. The coding region runs from base 1 to 609 and encodes 202 amino acids.